This is a messenger RNA of Aureobasidium subglaciale EXF-2481, 480 nucleotides long. RefSeq lists its product as uncharacterized. The record is from RefSeq and is a predicted model, not a curated record. The coding region runs from base 1 to 480 and encodes 159 amino acids. Gene Ontology annotation, molecular function: carbohydrate:proton symporter activity. Gene Ontology annotation, cellular component: membrane. Gene Ontology annotation, biological process: transmembrane transport; carbohydrate transport. Lineage: Eukaryota; Fungi; Ascomycota; Dothideomycetes; Dothideales; Saccotheciaceae. The transcript is spliced from 2 exons.
AUGGUUUGUGUAUACGUCAACGCUUUCAUCAUCUGUGCAACUUGGCAGGGUAUCACCUGGACCUACGGUAAGUAUCAAGAUCUUCUGCUACAACCACCUUUUACCGAUGUCAUGGCAGCAUCUGAGAUCUUCCCCUUGGAUAUCCAUAUGCUUUGUGUCGCAUUGACCACAGCAGACACCUGGCUUGGAUCAUUCAUUAUUGCUCGAUCCACUCCGUACAUGAUUUCAGAUCUUGGAUAUGGAGCCUACUUUUUCUUCGGCGUGAUCUUGAUAGCCAUGGGCAUCUGGUCCUUCUUUUUUGUACCCGAGACGAAAGGCAUUACGCUCGAAGAGAUGGACGCGCUCUUCGCGAGAUCGGUGCGUAAAGCGGUAUGGGCCCAGCCUCGAGGAAAGCUGAUACCGCCGAUGGACGAGGACUUGAACACGUCAGACGAUGCAAAGAAGCACUCGACCGUCAGAAUAGAAAAGGUAGAACUGUAG